CAAUUUAUUUUUAUUUCAAUUUUAUUUGUAUGACUCAUCAAGCAUAACAAAAAUUAAUUUUCGACGAAAAUGGAAGUUUUUAACAAAAUUUAUUCGCAUGUAAGUAGCUCGGUAAGCAGCACGGUGUCGCAAUUAUCGAGUGUACUCCCCGGAAAUCCGGUAACGCGUGAAUUCGACGCGACAAGUCACAUAGCAUCCGGAGGUCCAGGGCUUUUAUGGAAAAUUUAUAAGGGUACUAAAAGAUCGACGAAACAAGAAGCUUCAAUUUUUGUUUUUGAAAAAAGGCAAUUGGAGAAGUACAAUAAAACCGAUCGGGAUAUAAUUUUGGAAUCACUAAAACGUGGGAUAACUCAAUUAACGAAAAUAAGACACCCACAAAUUUUAAUAGUACAACACCCUUUAGAAGAAAGCAGAGAAAGUUUAGCAUUUGCAACCGAACCCGUUUUUGCAAGUUUAGCAAAUAUAUUGGGACAAACUUUAAACAUGCCACAACCAACAAAUUUGAAUGAUUAUAAGCUUUAUGAUAUCGAAAUAAAAUAUGGUUUAUUACAAAUAGGGGAAGGUUUAGCUUUCUUACAUAACGACGUUAAAUUAUUACAUAAAAACAUUUGCCCAGAAACCAUAAUAAUAAAUCAACAAGGAGCAUGGAAAAUUUUUGGAUUCGAUUUUUGUGUGAUGAAUACAAGCUUACCAAAUUCACCACCUUUUUAUCCCUUCAUUGAAUACAGCCCUACAUUACCUAGCAUAGCUCAACCUUGUUUAAGUUAUACAGCUCCAGAAAUCAUUUCGGCACAAUCACAUUCAACAUCAAGUGAUAUUUUUUCAUUGGGAAUGUUGAUUUAUACGCUACAUUCAAGAUCAGAAGAUUCUUUUCAAUGUGUUAAGUCAUUACAACAAUUUAAAUCAAGAUUACAAAUGUUACAUAACUUAUCGAUGAGUAAACUUCAAAAUAUUCCUGAAGAUCUGCGUGAAUACGCUAAAUUAAUGAUGAAUGUUACGCCUGAUUUGCGACCGGAUGCUCAUCAAUUUAUUAAAGUGCCAUAUUUUGAGGAUGUUGGAGUGAAAACUUUAAAUUAUCUUGAUUCGUUAUUGCAAUGGGAUAAUUUGCAGCGAUCGCAAUUUUUUAAAGGAUUACCGGAAGCUUUGAAGAAAUUACCACAUCGAGUUCAAGUACAGAGAGUUUUACCGUGUUUAAUACGGGAUUUAACACAACCGGCGAUGGUUCCGUUUGUUUUACCAAGUAUUUUUGAUAUUGCUCAAGAUUGCACUCAAAAAGAAUAUGUUCAGUGUAUUUUACCAGGAUUAAAACCAGUUAUGGCUUUAAUUGAGCCAAUUCAGAUUUUACUUUUAAUGCUACAACGAAUGGAAUUAUUAUUAAAAUUAACUCCGUCUACGGAUAUCCAACAACAUGUUUUACCGAUGCUUUAUCGUGGGUUGGAUUCUAACGCGCCUCAAGUCCAUGAAUUAUGUCUUUCCGUUUUACCAACUUUUGCGGGACUUUUAGACCACUCAAACGUAAAAAAUAGCCUCUUACCGAGGAUAAAAAAGCUUUGUUUAUCAACUUCAUCUCUCUCAGUUAGAGUCAACUGUCUUUUAUGUAUCGGAAGGCUUCUUGAACAUCUCGAUAAGUGGUUAGUUCUUGAUGAAGUUGUCCCAUUUUUGCCUCAAAUCCCAUCACGAGAACCGGCAGUUUUAAUGGGGAUCUUAGGAAUUUAUAAAUUGGCGUUGAAUCAUAAGAAAUUAGGGAUAAGUAAAGAGGUUAUAGCAACGCGGAUUUUACCUUUUUUAAUCCCGCUUUGCAUCGAAAAUGGAUUAACUUUAUCUCAAUUUAAUAGCUUGGUUGCUUUGGUUAAGCAAAUGUUUCAAAUGGUUGAAAGCGAGCAUAGAACGAAAUUAGAACAAUUAAAUAACGUUCAGCAACAACAAAAAGCUUUGGAGGCUUCGAUGCCGAGUUUUACGACAACCUCUCCGAUUCCAAAACACGAAACCGAAUUGGAUCAAGUUUUUGGAGGAUUAGGAUUAGAAAGUUUUGAGAAAAAUCAAAUAAAUCAGACGAAUAAAUCGAAUUCCUUGAGUUUAGAAGAAAAACAACGAUUAUCAAAGCAACAAGAAACCGUUAAAAGCUUCCAAAAGCAAAUUCCUUUAGAACCAAUUUCAAAUCGUAAUUUUGAGUCGAAACAAAAUCAAAUUAAAGACCUUUCCGCAACUUUAUUAGAAAAGAAUUUAACUAAUUUCAAUAAUUCGGUGAAUAGACCACAAAAUAUUCCACAACCACAACCGAUGAUUGGGUUUAAUAUGAAUAAUUCGUUUCAAUGGUCAUCGACUACUUCUGCAACGUCAUUGCAAGCUAAUCCUUUAACUCCGUUUGGUGGACAAAACACAAAUACGAAUUUUUCUAAAUAUAAAAAUGAUGGGAGUCCAAAUUGGGGAGCGUUAGAUAGCCUUUUACCUCAACAAAGUGGAAAAUUACCGAUGAAUCAAAUGCAUUCGAGUCAACCUUUAUUGAAACCAUCAAACAGUUUUAAUAAGCUUAAUAAUAAUCAAAAUGUUGAGAAAUUAUCGAAAGAUGAUAUCAUGGAUCUUUUAAGUUAAUACAUUAAAGACUAAAUUAUUUAAAUUAUUUUCUAUAAAAAAUUAAGAACAUUCCGUAUUUUUAUGUAUCAAUUUGUUUGUAGUUUAUGUCUAAAAACAUUAAAUAUAAACUAUUUUAAUGCA
Onthophagus taurus is the source of this 2715-nucleotide messenger RNA. Its product is annotated as SCY1-like protein 2. Gene Ontology annotation, biological process: protein phosphorylation. The record is from RefSeq and is a predicted model, not a curated record. NCBI's taxonomy places the organism in Eukaryota, Metazoa, Arthropoda, Insecta, Coleoptera, Scarabaeidae. Gene Ontology annotation, molecular function: ATP binding; protein kinase activity.